Molecule: messenger RNA, 2304 nt
Organism: Phytophthora nicotianae INRA-310
Lineage: Eukaryota; Oomycota; Peronosporomycetes; Peronosporales; Peronosporaceae
Exons: 4
Coding region: 609-2117 (502 amino acids)
Biological process (GO): cell wall (1->3)-beta-D-glucan biosynthetic process
Cellular component (GO): cell wall
Molecular function (GO): 1,3-beta-glucanosyltransferase activity
Source: RefSeq, a predicted model, not a curated record
GCCCCAUCCAGCUACCAAUUUCUCAGAAUGUAAUUGGCAACAUUUACAAUCUCGGUGAGAUUCCUGUACAUGUACGUCGGCCCUGGUUGAAUGUGGUGCCAGUGGCAAGAGUCUGAUUCGUGCGUGCCUCGGAUUAUUUGCCGGUGUCACUUCGAGGACGACGAGUCGAAUUUGUCCGACAAGGAUGCGGUUCCGUGUCAACGUUGUAAAUAAAGAGCGACAAGACGAGGUCAGUCUCUACGUGUGGCGCUCUCUAUUGAUACUGUCACUAUACGGAGACCUGGCUUCGCUCGAGUCUCAAUUCCCAGACGUCGUCUACACGCGAAAGUGAUGACCAGGUUAUGUCGGUCAGAUGGGAUUAAUCGGUCUCACAAACAGCAAAACGUAGCGUGCAACCGAACGAAAUAUCCAGGCUUCCCACAAUUUCGCCUGUGCGUACAGAGUGCAACUGAAUUCAAAUCCUGACCUCAGUUUCAUAUGAUAGAGCUCUCCCACACAGUUCACCAGUUCAUUCUCCAUUUUGCUGCUCGACCGUGACGAGAAGCUACCGGAUACUGACUUCCUCUGGACCUCAGUACAUACCUCUCUCUUCCAACUCAACACUAGUAAUGGCUUUCGGUUCUCGUGUCCGCGGCCUUUGCGUCGCUGCUGCUCUGUGCACUGCCAUCGCCGUCUCCCCCACUGAUGCGUGGGUCCCUCCGAUCAUCACCAAAGGCAACAAGUUCUUCGAUUCCAAGACUGGACUCGAGUUCCGCAUGAAGGGAAUGGCCUACUACCCCCGACCCAACAGUGGAGAAAUGGCCGAGGUCAGUAACUACGACUGGGCAGCGGAUGAGCACGAGGCUGUGUGGAAACCUCACCUGGAGGUGAUGAAGGACCUUGGUGUCAACACGAUUCGUCUGUACUCGGUGGACCCGAGCAAAACGCACGACAAGUUCAUGUGCGCAUGCUCAAACGCAGGCAUCUACGUGCUUGUAGGCAUUACAGCUCCAUGCGAGAACUGCUCGGUGCUAGACUACGUGCCGCCCAAAUGCUACCCGAAGGACCUGUUCACUCGUGCGCAGAUGGUGUACAACGCGUUCGCUGUGUACGACAACACCCUUGGCUUCAGUGUCGGUAACGAGAACAACCUGCAGGUCGAGAAUGGCGCUCACGGUACGACCACAGCCCCGUGUGUCAAGGCCUUCCUGCGUGACACUCGUAGUUACGCUGCGAGCUGCUCGGGCUCGGUGCGUCAGGUGCCGAUUGGCCUGGACAUCGCCGAUAUUCCUCCUCGUGAGCAGUGGAUCUCGUACUACGACUGCGCUAUCGACGAUGAUGAGAACACGCGCGCCGAGUGGAUGGGAUUCAACCCGUACGUCGAGUGUGACCCCGCCACUCACCUCAAGUACUCGCAGUCGACGGGACUUAAGAAGCUCAUGUCGGAGUACGCCAAGGUGGGCUACGCUCGUCCGCUGAUGUUCGGCGAGUUCGGUUGCAACAAGGGAGUCAACACGAUCGACGGCUACGAGAACCAGCGCUCGUUCCUCGAUGCUCAGUGGAUGAACGAGGAGAAGGAAAUGACCGACGAGAUUGUCGGCGGUAACGUGUUCGAGUUCACCACGGAGAUUGCCAACUUGGUUGAGAGCAAGACUCUUACCAAGACGGGAGACGCUGGUAAGUACGGUGUUGGCUACUUCCUGCCGAAAGACUGCGACAACGAGCUCACCGAGUGCGUCUUCACGCCCUACCCGGAGUACGACAACCUCAAGAAGGCGUACACGAGCACCAAGAACUCGACGGUUGAGCACGACAGCUACGAGCCUACGCGUGACACUAUCCUGUCGUGCCCCAAGAACAUCUCGAGCGAACUGCCGCCCACGCCCAAGGUCCCCGUUCUCGAGUGCACGAUCACGCAGCCAGUGUGCAACGGCGUGAAGGCCAACAGCUACGAGCACUUCUCACCCAGCACCGCUGUAGGUGAGAAGCGGAAACCGUCGAACGAAGAGAACGCUGACACCGCUGCCGCCGUCACGGACGCCACGGCGGGAAGCAGCGGCGCUAGCGCGACGGCUUCAGCCGCAGCACUCGUCUUGUCCGUGGCCACGGUUGCCGCCACUGCCCUGUCCGUCUUCUAGAGCCUUCGGACUGGUACGCGAGAGCCUUUCGUUAAGCGGAAGUCGUCCAUUAAUGUGCAUAACGUGGUUGAAACAACGUGCUAAAGUGUACAAUUAAACAAAAACGUCAGUAACUAAAAGUCUGAUACCAUCGCCUGUCCCUUUCUAAGAGCCUUUCCGGAAAUGAUAACAACUUGGCUUUCCUUCA